Molecule: messenger RNA, 1870 nt
Organism: Daldinia decipiens
Lineage: Eukaryota; Fungi; Ascomycota; Sordariomycetes; Xylariales; Hypoxylaceae
Product: MFS general substrate transporter
Exons: 2
Coding region: 332-1732 (466 amino acids)
Biological process (GO): transmembrane transport
Cellular component (GO): fungal-type vacuole membrane
Molecular function (GO): transmembrane transporter activity
Source: RefSeq, a predicted model, not a curated record
CCUUGCUGCUCGACGACUGGCUAAAGUGGGUUCUGGCGGGGUUAGAAAAGUGCGGUCUGUUGCCUCCGAGGACGGAUGGUAACCUUGAUGUUCCUGGAUUUCGGUCGAGGUCGAACGCUAAUGUGGACCCAGAUAGUCGUCGAUGUUAAAAUGUAACUACCAACAUUCAUGUUGGGUCCACGAAAAGUUUGUAGCUAUAGCUGCUAUAAAAAAAAGCUUGCAGACGUGCCCAACUAAAAAACAGUAAAAAUCACGAUUCCUAAUGGUCUUCAACACCACUCGAUAACACCAGUCUUGCCUACCUAAUGUAUAAGAUAGACUCGGCGGCGCAAUGGAAGAUAUAGAAAAGGCCGGACAAUUCCCACAACAGACCCCUGCUAUAGAAACCCCUGGUUCGACUUAUCUUGAAAAGGAUCAAGGAUACUUCGACGCAAACCAGAAGCCUGAUUUGUUUGCACGGGGCUAUGGGCAGGCCGUCGACAAGACUAAUACUAACACCGGGCGUGAGACCCUCCUCGGGGAUGAAACAUACCCGGAAGGAGGGUUAGAGGCGUGGAUUGUCGUCUUUGGAUCAUGGUGUGGUCUUCUUGCCUCGCUGGGGCUGAUGAACAGCAUUGCAACGCUCCAGACGUACAUUGGGACGCACCAGCUCUCCAACUACGAUGAGGGUAUCGUCGGGUGGAUUUUUUCUUUAUAUACAGCAUUGUGUUUUCUCUGCGGCGUGUAUAUCGGACCGCUCUUUGACAAAUACGGGCCGAGGUGGCUAGUUGGGCCAGGCGGUAUAAUUGUUGUCGCCAGUGUUAUGCUGUUGAGCAUCUGUACAGAAUAUUGGCAUUUCAUGCUCAGCUGGGGCAUCCUUAAUGGGAUAGCAACAUCGUUUCUAUUCACUCCGUGUCUCGCAGCCAUUGGUCACUUUUUUAAUGAGCGCCGUGGGUUUGCCUCGGGGCUCGCAAGUACGGGCGGCGGGCUAGGCGGCGUAAUUUUUCCAUUGAUAAUGCAAAGUCUCUUCGACAGGGUGGGAUGGGGAUGGACAAUCCGCAUCCUGGGUUUUAUUUGCCUUUUCCUACUUACUUUUGCUGGUCUUUUAGUUAAGAGGCGGUUGCCUCCGGCUCACAACGCGAGUCCGCAUCCGGACUUUCGUAUUCUAAGGGAAAAGUCUUUUUUGCUCCUUACCAUCGGCGUUUUUUUCCUGGAGUUCGGGCUUCUUAUCCCGCUCGCCUACAUCUCGAGUUACGCACUCGCGAACGGCUUUAGUGAAAGCUUUUCCUUCCAGAUUUUGCCUAUUCUCAACGCGGCGUCGGUGUUUGGGCGUGCAUUGCCCGGUUGGUGGGCGGAUAAAAUCGGUGCCUUCAACACGAAUAUGAUAUCUCUUUGCGCCACAAUCUUUGCGUGUUAUGUUGUGUGGUUGCCGUUUGGCCACACGACUCCGGGGCUCGUCAUAUUUGCCGUCAUGUUUGGGUUUUCGACGGGCAACAACAUCAGCAUUACUCCAGUCUGCGUGGGAAAGUUGUGCCAAACGCAGAACUACGGUAGGUAUUAUGCUACCUGUUACACUAUUGUUUCUAUUGCUGUUCUACUCGGCCUUCCCGUUGCAGGUUCCAUCGUCAAGUCUGCCGAUGGUAACUACUGGGGUCUUAUCGUAUUUACGGGGCUUACCCAGAUUAUUUCUGUCGUCGCCAUGUACGCGGCUAGGGCAGAGAAAGUGGGAUGGUCACUUUGGGCUAACUUCUAGCUAAGGCGAGUCUGGCUAUCUAAGGUUUUCUAUCACCUUGGGCAGCAUGAAGGACUGAGUACCUCGAAAUAAAUUCCUCGGUAUCAGGUAACCGGCCGGUUUUGGGGAUAGAAUUUUGGGGUACGGCAUAAAUAAACA